Ipomoea nil (Japanese morning glory) is the source of this 2396-nucleotide messenger RNA. Its product is annotated as oligopeptide transporter 5-like. Bases 18 to 2231 code for a protein of 737 amino acids. The transcript is spliced from 5 exons. Gene Ontology annotation, molecular function: oligopeptide transmembrane transporter activity. Gene Ontology annotation, biological process: transmembrane transport. The record is from RefSeq and is a predicted model, not a curated record. NCBI's taxonomy places the organism in Eukaryota, Viridiplantae, Streptophyta, Magnoliopsida, Solanales, Convolvulaceae.
UAAGGUUGUUACUCUAAAUGGAGAAAACUGGGAUUGCUGUUGAAUCCUCUGCUGAUGAAAUAAAUGAUUCCCCAAUCGAGGAAGUGCGGCUCACAGUUCCAAUAACGGACGAUCCAACUAUGCCAUGUGUGACAUUUCGGACAUGGGUUUUGGGCGUGACAUCUUGUGUGAUUUUGGCGUUCCUGAAUCAGUUCUUUGGGUAUCGCCAAAACGCGCUUUCUCUCUCGUCUGUUCCUGCUCAGAUUGUUGUGCUGCCCAUGGGGAAGCUCAUGGCAGCAUAUUUGCCUACAAAAGUGGUCCAAAUGCCAGGCACAAAAUGGUCGUUUUCUUUGAAUCCAGGGCCAUUUAAUAUUAAAGAGCACGUACUGAUCACCAUAUUUGCCAGUUCGGGUUCCGAUUCAUCUUUUGCAGUGCGUAUCAUCACCAUGAUGAAAGCUUUUUACCACCGCGAUAUUCAUCCCCUUGCAGCAUUGUUGUUGACAUUCAGCACUCAGAUGCUUGGAUAUGGGUUGGCUGGCAUCUUCAAAAAAAUUCUCAUUGAUUCGCCCUACAUGUGGUGGCCUUCAAAUCUUGUUCAAGUCUCCCUCUUUAGAGCGUUACAUGACGUUGAAACCAGGCCAAAAGGAGGGCUAACUAGGCUGCAAUUCUUCAUCAUAGUUCUUGUCUGCAGCUUCGCCUAUUAUGUUGUGCCCAACUACCUUUUCCCAUCCAUAACUGCCCUAUCACUCCUCUGUUGGAUAUGGAAGGAUUCUAUAACCGCGCAACAGCUAGGCUCAGGCUUAAAAGGCCUAGGCAUUGGCUCGUUUGCCCUCGAUUGGGCAACCGUGGCUGCCUUCCAAGGCAGUCCACUCGCCACCCCGGGUUUCGCCAUCAUCAACAUGUUGAUUGGUUACAUACUGGUUGCUUACAUAGCCAUACCAGUUUGCUAUUGGACUAACUUGUUUGAAGCUAAAAAGUUCCCUCUCUUCUCGUCUCAUGUUUUUGAUUCCAAUGGACAUGUGUACAACAUUUCCAGAGUGUUGAAUAAGAAAACCUUUGAAUUUGACCAGCAAGGGUAUGAUAGUUACAGUAACAUUUAUUUGAGCACAACUUUUGCGUAUACUUAUGGUCUCAGCUUUGCAACCCUGGCUGCAAUUGUUUCCCAUGUUGCACUCUUCCAUGGCAGAACAAUUUGGGAGCAAACAAAGGCGUCUGUGCAGGACAAGUUUAGCGACAUCCAUACAAGGUUGAUGAGGAAAAACUAUAAACAUGUGCCUCAAUGGUUGUUUUACUUGCUCUUAGUAAUCGUUGUUGGAGUGGCACUAGUAGCCUGCCAAGGGUUUGGGGGACAACUGCAGCUUCCUUUCUGGGGUGUACUGUUAGCAGUGUUACUAUCUUUAUUCUUCACCCUUCCUGUUGGAGUGAUAGUAGCAACUACAAAUCAGCAAGCAGGGCUGAAUGUAAUUGCAGAACUUAUCAUUGGUUACAUGUAUCCUGGGAGACCUUUGGCUAAUGUGACUUUCAAGAUGUACGGUUUCAGUAGCCUGUCACAAUCCCUUAUGUUCUUAUCAGAUUUCAAGCUAGGCCACUACAUGAAAAUCCCUCCAAGAUCUAUGUUCAUGGUCCAGCUAGUGGGAACACUAAUAUCAUGCUGUGUGCAUUUUGGCACUGGUUGGUGGCUCUUGACAACAGUGGAAAACAUAUGCAACCCAUCAAAGCUACCCGUGGGAAGCCAAUGGACGUGCCCGGGGGAUGAUGUUUUCUACAAUGCAUCGAUCAUAUGGGGAGUGGUGAGCCCAAGGCGGAUGUUUGGUAACCUCGGGGUAUACCAGGCAGUCAACUACUUCUUCCUCGUUGGGUUUCUCGCGCCCAUACCGGUUUGGUAUCUAGGGCGAAAGUACCCGGAGAAGAAAUGGAUUAGCCUGAUCAACAUGCCAAUUUUGAUAUCUGGGGCAGGAGGGAUACCUAUAGUGAAAUCUGUGAACUAUGUGUGUUGGUUUGCAGUGGGGUUGUAUUUCAAUUUGUAUGUGUAUAAGAAACACAAGGGGUGGUGGGCUAGGCACAACUACAUAUUAUCGGCUGGGUUGGAUGCAGGGGUGGCAUUCAUGGCAAUUCUUUGCUAUUUUACUUUGCAGAGUGGGGGUAUCAAUGGACCAAAGUGGUGGGGUUUGGAGUUGGAUGAUCAUUGCCCUUUGGCUAGUUGCCCUACUGCACCUGGCAUUGUAGUUCAAGGUUGUCCUGUAUUUCAGUAAGGAGAGAACUAUGUGUGUACUCUUAUUCUCUACUGUCAAAUUUUACCUCAGACAUAAAAUCUUGAUGUAGACCACUUAUAAUAAGAUCCACACGAAAAAAAAAAACCAAACUUAUCAGUGCCUAUUACAUGGAGAGUAUAUUAGUGUCCAUCAUGACAUGAAAUA